AUGACUAACCAGCUUGAAGGUUUGACUAUGUCAAUCAACAAGCUUUCUAAGCUUCAAGCUGAAGAACCGCCACACCUGCCGGUCCAAGCAGAAAUAAGAGCCCCAGAUGAUUGUCGUUUUGGAGAAAUAAUAAACCAUAGUCUUGAAAUCAAAGAUAUGAUACAGACCCUUCAAAACAUCCCACCAACAGGAAUAGACCAAAGAAAAGAGCUAGAAGCGGCGUUGCAUCCGAUAGCUCAUAUGGUUAAAACCUUACUAGCAGAGAUAAGUGAGCUAAAGGAUUGCACCACCGCAAAUGCGGUAUUUCAAGGAAACUCAGGACUAGGUACCGAGCUGGCCGUAACGGAUAUUAAGGAUAAAAUAGAAGAGUUAAGAAAAGUCUUUAGUAAUAGACAGAAUACAGACUACAACAAUAAGGAAUACCAUGACAACAAUACAACGCCACAACCAUCAGUUACAAAGUCAUCUUCACCGCAUAAACUUACAUACGCUGAAGCUACGGCAUGCGAUGAGACGAUUCCGAAAAUAGAACGAAAACAGUUACCAAAAGCUGCUAAAUGGUGGAACACCGAAAUUAAAGAAAAAAAGGAGAUCAUGAUCAGAUUACGAAGAAGAAUAAGGAAUGCACACCCUACAAGAAAGAACUGGGUCAUAGAACAAUAUCUCGAAGCACGAAAACAAUAUAAAGAAAGUAUAGAAGAUGCCACAACCAAAAGCUGGAAAGAAUUAUGCACGAACGAGCAGAAAGAAAACGUGUGGCAACGCAAUUAUCGGAUAUUGAAGGUUUGUUCUAAUGUAGAGGAAGACAAACUGCUCAAAGACCAAAAUGGGGCAGUCCUUUCAGAAAAAGGGUCAGCAACACUUCGAGCUGAAACUUUUUACCCUAAAGAUAAUCCAAACACCGACACUAAGGAACAGGAUGAAAUAAGAACAAAAACAAAUGAACUUAUAGCACAACUCGAAAACAAAGCAUUAGAGGUUAAGACCCCAUUCGCUAGAACUGAAAUAGAUCAAAUACUAAGCAACAUGAGUCCUAAAAAAGCCCCGGGAGGUGAUGCUAAUGCAAGCAGUAUCUGGUGGGGUUGCAAGGCAGAUGAUAAAAGGGGAACACUAUUAAUGGAAACGGUAGCAGAACUCAAUCUCGAGAUACUAAACACUGGCAAAUCUCCUACAUUUAGUGCAUACAGAAUGGGUUCACUCUGCUCGAGCAUAAUAGACAUCACGUUAUGCACAUCCUCUCUGCUACACAAAAUCUAUAACUGGAGAAUAGAUGAUUCUUUUGGCACCAUCUCAAAUCAUAAGCCCAUCCUUUUUAACCUCGCUAUAUCAAACAAGCCACAGCAGAGAAAAAUCAAUAAUACCAGGAAAUUCAACACGAGAAAUGCUGACUGGAAUAGCUUUAGAACAGAAUUAGAGAAAGUAAUAGAUACAAAGGGUAUCACCAAAGAAAGCAAGAAAAGAAGGACAAUAGAAAAUCUAGACAAAACAGUAGUAGAUUAUACAGAAUGUAUCAUGGAAGCCUGUAGUAAAACUAUUCCUACAAUAAAAAGAAAACAAAUUUCUAAAGCAGCGAAAUGGUGGAACGCGGAACUAAAAGAAAAAAAAGACGAAAUGAUCAGAAUUCGUAGAAGAAUUAAGAACGCACACCCUAGACGCAGAGACCAUGUCAUACAACAAUACUUGAUCGCCAAAGAAGAUUAUACAACAAGUAUUGAAAGAGCUUCCACAAAGAGCUGGAAAGACCUGUGCAAUAAAGAAGAAAAAGAAACCAUCUGGCAACGAACAUACCGCAUUCUAAAAAUAAGUACAAACAGGGAGGAAGACAAACUAUUAAGGGACCAAAACGGAGAAAUCCUAUCGGCAAAACAAUCAGCAGUUCUUCUAGCUGAAACAUUUUACCCAAAGGACAGUUGUAACACAGACACAGAAGAGCAGUCAGAAAUAAGGGAAAAAGCGAGGGCUGCAGAAGCCAAAGAAGUCCUAAAAACGUUGUCGAAGACUGAAGACAUCGCAGAGUCGGAUAUUGACAGUGGAGACACUAACACGUCCCUCAAUACUUCCACGAGGUCGAUUGGAGGAAACCGGAUGCUCCUUAAUGAUUUGCCCAGACAUGCCAACGAAGUACUGCAAAGAACGAAGGCAGAGCUGGAAAAAUCUGGAAACCUAAAGAGGGAAAUCCGGGAAAGUGUCGUCUCGGGGAUAUAUACAUUAUAUGAAAUGGUCCUCAAAUUGUAUGAUUCGAGAAUUUUACACAUACUCGAAUCCAGCACACAAAAACUAAAUGUCUCAGGUGAAUCAGAAAGGCUCACACAAAGGCAUGCAGGGUUCAUGCACGAGACUUUAGGACAAUAUGCUAACUUAAAAGAGAACGUAGAAAAGCUUUUGAAAGAAACAGAAUCUACCCGAUCAAUUGUCUCGUAUGACCUCUGUGAGGCGGUAACGGCGACAAAGAAUGAAAUCGUCAAUGUACGUAAAGAAAUAACCUUAGGAUCAUCCAUCUCGAGUCAGAUACAAUUCUUGAUGGAGGAACUAAAGCAACUCCGGGCGAACACCGACACCCUUAAGAACCCUACUUGUCAAGAAAUUGACUUAUCUCGCUUCGCCGAAGAGCUGCAGGAACUCCGUCAGGCGGUCAGAGAACUCACCAAAGAUAGGGUAAUCCCGCAGUCACAAAAUGGUGAACACAGCCCAGAGAUACCAAACCAAGAGAUGUUAUCGGAAAAACAUCACAAAAAAUUAAUCGAGGAACUUCAGGAUCAUAUCUCAGAAAUCAAAGCACAAAUAAUAGCAAAGGUAGCAGAAUUAAGGCACGAAAUCCUUAAGAUAACGAGAGAUAUCAAAGGAAUAACUGAUACCUCAUUCAAUUCUCAGCUACCCUCAGUCCAGGCAAACUGGAAGAACUGA
Molecule: messenger RNA, 2904 nt
Organism: Parnassius apollo (apollo)
Lineage: Eukaryota; Metazoa; Arthropoda; Insecta; Lepidoptera; Papilionidae
Source: the annotation of a GenBank genome assembly